AUGGGUGUCCCCUUCGAGGCUCUGAUUCCCUAUGGGAUCAUUAUCGGCAUGUUCGGCGUGACUGGUGUUGGUCUUCACUUCACUAAGCGCUACGUCAACGACGGCAAGAAGACCCGUUGGAACACGGAUCUCUGGGAUCGUCAAAUGAUGCAGCGGGACUACCGGAUCACUGGUGUACACAGAGGACAGUCCAGCAACCACCAGGCACCAAAGGGAUUCGAGCUCAGCAACCCCUGGAAGGUCGAGAAGCGGAUUUACUAA
This is a messenger RNA of Penicillium taxi, 261 nucleotides long. Its product is annotated as NADH dehydrogenase [ubiquinone] 1 alpha subcomplex subunit 1. The transcript has 5 exons. The record is from RefSeq and is a predicted model, not a curated record. Lineage: Eukaryota; Fungi; Ascomycota; Eurotiomycetes; Eurotiales; Aspergillaceae. The coding region runs from base 1 to 261 and encodes 86 amino acids.